AUGUCAUAUCCACAAUUUGGAUAUCCUUACUCGUCUGCACCUCAGUUCCUCAUGACCACCAACUCUUUAACAUCUUGCUGCGAGUCGACGGGCAGAAGCAUGUCGGAUUCCGGUGUGGUGGCUUCGGCGCAACCUCCGGUUUACUGCCCAGUGUACGAGAGCAGACUACUAGCCACAGCCAGACACGAGCUGAGCUCCGCCGCUGCGCUUGGGGUGUACAGUAGCCCCUACACCGGCAGCCAGGGCUACGGAAACUAUGUCACUUAUGGCACCGACGCGUCAGCUUUCUAUUCACUGGGCACGUUCGACGCUAAAGACGGGAGUGCUUCUGCGCAUGCGGGGAUCACCCAGGCUGCUGCCUACUAUCCCUAUGAUCCUACUUUGGGCCAGUAUCAGUACGACAGAUAUGGAUCUAUGGAUGGGAGCACGAGGAGGAAAAAUGCUACAAGAGAGACCACGAGCACCCUGAAGGCCUGGCUUCAAGAGCACCGGAAGAACCCGUACCCCACCAAAGGCGAGAAGAUCAUGCUGGCCAUCAUCACCAAGAUGACCCUCACGCAGGUGUCCACCUGGUUCGCCAACGCCAGGAGGAGACUGAAGAAGGAGAACAAGAUGACGUGGCCUCCCAGGAACAAGUGUUCUGAUGAAAAGCGAUACGACAAUGACGACGACGGCUCUCAGGAUGAUCAGAUCAAAAGCGAGAACAACGAUGACGAAAGUAGAAGUCGAGAUGACAAGGACCUCCAGCUGAGUGACCUGGAAGACUUCGACACAAUCGAGUCUGAAAACUCUGAAUGCGAGCUGAAGCACCAGUUUAACCUGAACACUCACAUGACGACCACUGAGUGUUCGACCGACCACAUGAAAGACACCUCUUGUCCAAAGUUGUCCAUUCCACACCCACUGGAGGGAGACCAGGGCAUACACAAAAACUGCCUAAAAACUCCCACGGAUGACUGUCAGACCAACUUGGGUCGCCAGAACAAACCGUGUUUCCAGUCCAGCCACCAGUUACUCGACAACAAACCACGGAUCUGGUCCCUGGCACAAACGGCCACGUCUUUGAAUCAAACGGAGUACUCCUCGUGUAUGCUUCGAUGUCCUCCCAACGUGCCGCCUUCCCCUGCGGCCUCCUCCUCGCCCGUGAACGUGCUGGACCGACAGCAGGACUCCCCCGUCACGACGCUGAGAAACUGGGUGGAUGGGGUUUUCCACGACCCCCUGUUUAGACACAGCACUUUGAACCAAGCACUGAGCAACACCGCAGUAUCAUGGACCACAACCAAAACCUCAAUACUGGAAACCGGGUCGUUAGGAAACAAUGUGGUUAAAGGACACACGCCUUUACAGCAUCCGGAUGCCAAUAAAGACACAAUGAGUUUCACUAAAUCGGUGAACAAAAUGUUCUGCUCAUAA
Engraulis encrasicolus (European anchovy) is the source of this 1416-nucleotide messenger RNA. RefSeq names its product iroquois homeobox 4a (gene irx4a). Gene Ontology annotation, molecular function: RNA polymerase II cis-regulatory region sequence-specific DNA binding; DNA-binding transcription factor activity, RNA polymerase II-specific. The record is from RefSeq and is a predicted model, not a curated record. The transcript is spliced from 5 exons. Gene Ontology annotation, biological process: cell development; neuron differentiation; regulation of transcription by RNA polymerase II. Gene Ontology annotation, cellular component: nucleus. NCBI's taxonomy places the organism in Eukaryota, Metazoa, Chordata, Actinopteri, Clupeiformes, Engraulidae. The coding region runs from base 1 to 1416 and encodes 471 amino acids.